AUGGGAAUGAUUACUUGUCCAGAGUGUAGUACGGAAUAUGAAAAGGAAGCAAAGUAUUGCUUUAAAUGUAGAAUACCAUUCACAGAUGAUAUACCAGACAAUAUCAAAAAGUAUCUGAAACCAAGAGGUGGCAGUAGCGGAACUACCGCCAGUAAUCCUGGCGGUAUUGGAAAUAGAACAAACACAACACCGCUAGCUGGCUCCGGCGUAGACAAACCACCACUCCAAAGAAAUGUAUCGUUACCGGUAUUCAAAAACAGCGCAUCCAAUCAGAGUAACAGUAGUUUAAAUAGUAAUAAUAUAUUGAUAUCAUCGUCGUCGCCACCCAACAACAAUCAUGGCAGCGGCAACAACAGCAACACACAUAGUUUAGUAAAUAGUUUAGAUCGUAACAAUAGCAUCAAUAGCGGUGGUAACAGUAGUAGCAAUCUACUGAGUGGAUUGUCAAGUACGGUCAGUCCGCCUAUCAAUGCGGGCAGCGGUUCUCGACCACGACUUCAGUCUACACCGACACCACCAUCACAUCCUCUUCCACCUGUACCAAAUAGAAUGAGUGUGCCCGUAGCACAUUCACCACCCACCGUUAUGAACAUUAGCAGCAACAAUACAUCAAGACAACCGCCACCUCCACCCAACAACAAACCAAACACACCCACCACCUCAGCACCAACCAAUAUUCGCACCAUUUCACCAGUGACAGCAUCUUUGACAUCGCCAGACAAUAUGUCACCACAGCUUGGAUUCACAGACGAACAUCCAUCGAAUAACUUUAUCAAGCGACCACUCUCAAGGAGAAUUCCACCACCUCCGCCAAACAAGAAACUGGUGAGAGCGGUCUGGGAUUGCAUACCCGAGCAAGAAGGUGAUCUCGAGUUUUACGUCGGUGAUAUCAUCUCUGUCAUCACCAAAGAUGACGAAUCUGGUUGGUGGAUGGGUACAUCAAAUGGUAGAACCGGUCUAUUUCCUGCGAACUACGUCGAAGAGAUGGAUAAUUAA
Messenger RNA from Heterostelium album PN500, 996 nucleotides. RefSeq names its product SH3 domain-containing protein. Gene Ontology annotation, molecular function: protein binding. The transcript has a single exon. Lineage: Eukaryota; Evosea; Eumycetozoa; Acytosteliales; Acytosteliaceae. The record is from RefSeq and is a predicted model, not a curated record. Bases 1 to 996 code for a protein of 331 amino acids.